GAUAUUCCGCUCCUGUCCCUGUCCUCCCCGGACGGAGCUAAUAGAGCCGGCUCUGCUCAUCAUUAUAUCGUCGCGCACAAAUGCGAAGCCUAGCAGCACUUGUGUCCGGCGGCCUUGUGUUCGUGGGGGAUGUGUGGCAUAUUAGCUAGCUGAUAAGCGGCCGGCCGAAGAGCAAGCGCAGUGAGAAGAAGAAGCUCGGAUCGGAGGAGGUCGGCAUGGGGAGGGGACGCGUCGAGCUGAAGCGGAUCGAGAACAAGAUCAACCGCCAGGUCACCUUCUCCAAGCGCCGCAACGGCCUGCUCAAGAAGGCCUACGAGCUCUCCGUGCUCUGCGACGCCGAGGUCGCGCUCAUCAUCUUCUCCGGCCGCGGCAAGCUCUACGAGUUCGGCAGCGCCGGCGUAACUAAAACUUUAGAAAGGUAUCAACAUUGCUGCUACAAUGCUCAAGAUUCCAACAAUGGUGCACUCUCUGAAUCUCAGAGCUGGUACCAGGAAAUAUCAAAACUGAGGGCAAAAUUCGAGGCCUUGCAGCGCACUCAGAGACACUUGCUUGGGGAGGACCUUGGCCCACUGAGUGUGAAGGAAUUGCAGCAGCUAGAGAAACAGCUAGAAUGUGCUUUGUCACAGGCAAGACAGAGAAAGACGCAACUUAUGAUGGAGCAAGUGGAAGAGCUUCGCAGAACGAUUCAGCCGUUCACCUUAAUGUCUAAAGUAUUCGCCACAUUCUCAUGGACUGCGCAGGAGCGUCACCUGGGAGAAAUGAACAGGCAACUCAAACACAAGCUCGAAGCUGAAGGCUGUAGCAACUACACAACCUUGCAGCAUGCCGCCUGCUGGCCAGCUCCCGGCGGCACCAUCGUGGAGCAUGACGGCGCCACCUAUCAAGUGCAUCCGCCUGCCCACUCAGUUGCUAUGGACUGUGAACCCACUCUGCAAAUCGGGUACCCUCAUCACCAGUUUCCGCCCCCUGAGGCAGCCAAUAAUAUCCCAAGGAGCGCUGCCACAGGCGAGAACAACUUCAUGCUGGGAUGGGUUCUUUGAGUUCUUCUGUUAAUCCAUCCAUCAGAUGGAUCCAUGUUGAAACCAAUAAAAGGCAUUCAGUGCUAUAUAUAUCAUAUGCAUAUCCGUGCUCAAGUGCUUGAUUUGCCACGACGUUGGAUUGUAUCGUUCUGUGUGUAAUAGCUAAUUUAGAACGGCACAUCUAUUCUAUGUGGUUGUGGUGUGGCACUUAUACUGUUUAUUCAUUUGGACCAUGAAUCGGGGUAGUUUGUAAAAACACAUCUAUAUAUGCUGCCGGUGCAUAGAAUUCAAAGUUAUCUGCACCGUAAUUAUUA
Messenger RNA from Zea mays, 1333 nucleotides. RefSeq names its product MADS box protein. The record is from RefSeq and is a predicted model, not a curated record. Gene Ontology annotation, molecular function: protein dimerization activity; RNA polymerase II transcription regulatory region sequence-specific DNA binding; DNA-binding transcription factor activity. The coding region runs from base 216 to 1040 and encodes 274 amino acids. The transcript is spliced from 8 exons. Gene Ontology annotation, cellular component: nucleus. Lineage: Eukaryota; Viridiplantae; Streptophyta; Magnoliopsida; Poales; Poaceae. Gene Ontology annotation, biological process: positive regulation of transcription by RNA polymerase II.